AUGGCAGCCUUCUGUAGAGGCAGGCACCGGUUAAAAUCUGUAGGUUGCGUACAUACAUUAACCAGAAAUUUGACAGGUAAAUUCGACUAUGAUGUCGUGGUCAUUGGCGGAGGCUCCGGAGGUCUGGCAUGCUCUAAGGAAGCUGCUCAGCUCGGGAAGAAGGUAGCUGUCUUGGAUUAUGUAGAACCAUCAGCCAAAGGUACUAAAUGGGGUUUAGGAGGAACAUGUGUAAAUGUUGGGUGCAUACCCAAGAAACUGAUGCACCAAGCCGCUCUUUUCGGCACUGCAAUCAAAGAUGCGCAGAAAUACGGCUGGACGAUACCGGGCCCGGUAUCACAUGACUGGGCCACUAUGUCAGCAGCUGUGCAGAAUCAUGUGAAAUCACUGAACUGGGGUCAUCGAGUUCAGCUACAAGACAAGAAAGUGAAAUAUCUCAACAUGAAGGGCAGCCUGGUGGAUGAACACACAGUCAAAGGAGUAACCGCCAGAGGCAAAGAGACGACGCUCACUGCCAGGGACAUUGUGAUCGCCACCGGAGGCCGGCCAAAGUACCCCACACAUGUUCCUGGAGCGAUCGAGCACGGGAUCACCAGCGACGACAUAUUCUGGCUCAAAGAGUCACCUGGAAAGACGCUCGUGGUUGGUGCCAGCUACGUGGGCCUGGAGUGUGCUGGCUUCCUGACGGGCAUCGGCCUGGACACCACCAUCAUGGUGCGCAGCAUCGCCCUCCGGGGGUUUGAUCAGCAAAUGGCCGGACUGGUGACGGAUUAUAUGGAGGCCUAUGGCACCAAGUUUGCCUGGGAGUGUGUCCCUAAGAAGGUGGAGAAGCUGGCCUCCGGAGGUCUCCAGGUGACCUGGACCAAUACCUCCACGAAGAAGGACGAGACCGACACCUUCGACACAGUACUCUGGGCUGUAGGCAGAGCUCCUGAGUCCCAGCUCCUUAACCUGCAGAAGGCCGGGGUGCAGCUGGACACGGAGACGGCCAAGAUAGUAGUGACCCCCAACGAAGCCACGUCUGUCCCCAGCAUCUACGCGAUCGGCGACAUCAGCCUGGGCCGCCCGGAGCUGACCCCAACUGCCAUUCACGCAGGCAAGCUGCUGGCCCGCCGCCUCGCCGGGGCCUCCAAGGAGCUCAUGAACUACCACAAUGUGGCCACCGCCGUGUUCACUCCUCUGGAGUAUAGCUGCAUUGGUUUGUCUGAAGAGGAGGCCGAGCAGAAGUACGGGAAGGACUCCAUGGAGGUGUUCCACGCCUUCUACAAGCCCCUGGAGUUCACUGUGGCAGAGCGAGAUGCCAGCCAGUGUUACAUCAAGGCGGUGUGUUUGCGUGAAGGGGACCAGCGCAUAGUGGGCCUGCACUUCACCGGCCCCAACGCUGGAGAGGUCAUCCAGGGCUUUGCCUUGGGCUUCCAGUGUGGAGCCACCUUCACUCACCUGGCGAACACCGUGGGCAUUCACCCCACCUGCGCCGAGGAGCUGACCAAGCUCAACGUCACCAAACGCUCGGGCUUGGACGCGACGGUAACGGGCUGCUGAGGUUAAGCACCCCCUCUCUGAACAGCACGAGCACACACACACACACACACACGCCAGAGCCUACCCAGUGUAGAAAGGCCUGCUAGACACGCAGGCAGGGGAGAAGAGUUGAAGAUUGCCAGGCCUUAGAGCCACCUCUACGGGUUGUGUCUCUCAGCGCGAUCUUCCGCUAGCCCUCUGGUCAGCCACAGCCACAGCCACAGCCACUGGUCACUCUCCUCUCAAAACCUCUUAUUGACGUGCAUCUGUCAACGUAUGGACUGUCUGCCAUCUUCCCUGGCUCGUAUUUGAAAUCUCCUCUGUGUGAAACGCCACUCAAUCCGUGAGCCACUCCAAACUCUGACCGCUCGGUCAUCGCGCGCCGUGCAGGUACGGCGGUGGACCCUCGUCCCGGGCGGGUUUUUUUAACGCGCGUUAAGAUUAUUUUAUGGAGCGCUAAUUGCGCACUUAGAUUUUUACUUGGGGGAAAAUACUUGUCCAGGUUAAAGCAAACCGAUCCUAGGCAGCGCCGUGGCAACAACAUAAACAAGGCCAUAAAUCAGGAUUAAGGGGCUGCUACAGUUUGUUGAAACGAACGCACACGAGAGAGAGAGAGAGAGAAGGAGAGAGAGAAGGAGAGAGGGAGAGAGGGAGGUAGAAAGCGGCAAGGGCCCGAGCGUCUCAGAAAUAUAUUCUGCAAAUAUUGUUGUUUCUCCGGCUGUACUUCCUGCCCAUUAGUCUUGAAGGUGACACGGCGGUACCCGCCCUGACACUGAUGGAUGAGAGAGAGGGCCGUCGCCGCGGUGACACCGCCCCCCGUUUCCCAUGGACACAGACAAACACCCCGGCGAGUCCCUGCUGUCAGUCAGUGACGGGUAGGCCAGGGCCAGGGCGUUGGGUGGGCAGAGAGUAAGAGAGAGUGAAAGAGAGAGAGCGAGCUUGUUUAGGUCUGUGCCCUCCCGAAGCCUGUGGGGAAUACGUGGGCCCUGCAAUAACACAUGCUGUCAGGCCCUCUCUGUGUUAGGGCACCUAGAGCCAGCAGGCCCCUGCAACACGAUCCCCUCCGCCGGGGAAGAUGGAGUUCGCUGGGGUCUUUUUCUGAUAUGUUUUUGUUGGAGGCUUUCUCUUUUUUUUUUUUUUUUGGUCUUGUGCGGGCAGUGGCAGUACCGCCGUCGGCCUAAAGGUGGUGAUAUUGCUCUCUCUUCCUUCCUUCCUUCCUUCCUUCCUUCCUCCUCUUUCUCACCUCACCCAGACCUCUCGCCCCCAUCAGGAGAUUAUCGCAUUACUCUGAUGAAGUCUCCGCAAAAAAAAAACCAAUCAGCGAUCGGGUCACAUACUUGCAAGAUUAAUCGCCCGGGUGCUCUGCUCUGCGCUGCACCAUUGCGGCCCGCGGACUUCUUUUUAUAUUUAUCUUUCUCUCUCUCUCUCUCUCUAUCUCUCUCUCUCUCUCUCUCUCUCUCUCUCUCUCUCUCUCUGCCUCCCAGAGCAGAUAAGCUCUAUCAGUUGUUUAUCCACACUGGCUGAUAGCCCCCUGGCCCAGAGGGCAACACCCCUGAGGGGCCCCCGGGAGCCCCGGCCUGUCGUCCCUCCAUCACCGUCCGUCCGUCCCCGCGCCCGCACCCGCCACAGGGAUGCUUCAUCCCUCGUCAGAGCCCAACCAGCGGCCCCCCAAUAUUAAAACGCACCCCCACCCCCCCAGCAUCAUCUCCCAAAUCCGACCACAGCCUUGCGGUACCUCUUUUAAUGUGGCAUUGAGGAGCUGGAUUGGGGUGGAGGAGAGUGAGCAGAU
This is a messenger RNA of Sardina pilchardus (European sardine), 3307 nucleotides long. It is a transcript of the gene txnrd2.2, whose product is annotated as thioredoxin reductase 2, tandem duplicate 2. The record is from RefSeq and is a predicted model, not a curated record. The transcript is spliced from 17 exons. Gene Ontology annotation, molecular function: thioredoxin-disulfide reductase (NADPH) activity; flavin adenine dinucleotide binding; glutathione-disulfide reductase (NADPH) activity. Lineage: Eukaryota; Metazoa; Chordata; Actinopteri; Clupeiformes; Clupeidae. Gene Ontology annotation, cellular component: mitochondrion; cytosol. Gene Ontology annotation, biological process: cell redox homeostasis; cellular response to oxidative stress; glutathione metabolic process. Bases 1 to 1539 code for a protein of 512 amino acids.